CCCUGACCCGCCAAGGCAAAGGGGCUUUUGUCUCUGGUGGCCGGGCUUCCUCGCAGGGCUCCAUGUCGGCCCUGUGUGACCCCCCGGCGGCGGCGGUGGUGGGGCCUGCGGGGCCCUCCUCCUCCUCCAGCCCCAGGCCAGUGGCCGGCCCCGCGUCGCUCAGUUCCCAAGAACUUGCCCAGGAGAUCAAGGCCUUCCUUAGUGGCAUAGACCCUGUGCAUGGCAACAAGCUCACCAUUAAAGAACAUGCCCGGUGCGGCAUUUUGCUGCUGCGCAGCCUGCCACCUGCCCGCAGCGCAGUCCUGGACCACCUACGGGGGGUCUUUGAUGAGUACGUAUGCACCUACUUGCUGGAACUGGAAAGCAGUGAAAGUGGCAUGGGCUCUAUCCGCUCCCAGGGUCCCAACCUGGAUGAUGUGGUACAAGAGAUCCAAGCUGUGCUGUCUGACUUUAUCCACAUGAACCCCAAGGCUUGGGCAGCCUUGGUCUCAGCCUGGUCCAUUGAUCUGAUGGGGCAGCUGAGUAGUAAGUAUGCUGGCCGGCAUGGCGUGCCCCAUGCCAGCAGCCUUAAUGAACUGCUGCAACUCUGGAUGUCUUGCAAAGCCACACGGACACUGAUGGAGAUCUACACCCAGUGCCUCUCCUCGAUGAUCAGCACCUGUCCAGAUGCCUGUGUAGAUGCUCUCUUGGAUACCUCUGUCCAGCACUCACCUCACUUUGACUGGGUGGUGGCCCACAUUGGCUCUUCCUUCCCCAACACAAUCAUCAACCGUGUGCUUUCCUGUGGGCUAAAGGACUUCUGCAUGCAUGGAACGGCUUCAGCCGAUCUCCUCCUUUUCCCUAGCACCACAGCCACUGAUAAGAGAGUGCCCAAGAUUGCCUCAGUGGUGGGCAUCCUGGGCCAUCUGGCCUCUCGUCACUCAGAGAGCAUCAAGCAAGAGUUGCUCAGGAUGUUUCAUGGGAGCCUAGGUCCCACGUGGGACCAGCAACAGAAGGCUACUGUGCCCUUUUUGUUGCAGUUGGCUGUCAUGUCCCCUACUCUGCUGGGCACUAUCUCAGUUGAGCUGGUGGACUCCCUAAAGCCAGGUGUCCUCAACCAACUGCACCAACAUUUUGCUUUGCUGCCUCGGGAAGAUCUGGAAAACAUGGUCAGCAUUGUGGUGCAUCUCAUCUGCCAGACUUCUGAAGGUGCCUACCGGACCCUGCAGUUCCUUAUCAACACAGCUAUGCCAGCAUCUGUCAUCACUACCCCAUGCUUGGCUGUUCACGAUAGUGUACGGGAGGCUUGCGAUCGCAUCAUUCAGCUCCUCCUUCUUAACCUUCAGAAGCUGGUGUACAACCGGGGUUCAGCCAGCUUGGCUGAAGCUCCUCCCCGCAUUGUGCCUUUUUUGGAUGAGCUCAAGGGCCAUGUGCAGGAGCUUUGUAUAGAGACGCUGCGACUGGAACGGAAGCGGUUUCUGUGGCAACACCAGCUGCUUGUCCUCCUUUCUGUUUACUGCACCCCAAGCUGUGCUAGUGAGGCCCUCUUUUAUCUCCUGACUCUGGCUAAAGGGCAAGAAGAGCUGAGCUUAGCCACACAGCUCUAUGCUGUACUUGGUUCUUGCAUGAGUGACCUCCUGCCUGCCACAGUCAAGAAAUGUGUCUGCCAGAUUCAUGCUGGGGGCCUCUCUGAGCAGCACACAGCCCAGCUGUUCCAAAACCUGGCAAUGAUCAUACAGUGGGAAGGAGAAGGUCCUGCCUCUAUGAGCCAUCAACUGGGCCAGGCUGUCUCCUCGCAUAUUUAUGACUUUGGCCAGCUCCUGUUGCACCACAAUCCUGAGGUUGCUCAGGCGGCCUCUUUGCUUCUUUCUGUCUGCCCCAUGCCAAAGGCAAUCAGGCCAGCUCACCUUCUCUUCCUCAUCCGUUCCGCUGUGCACCACUUCUUCCUGGUACUGCAUUGCAAAUGUCCCACAGGCAUCAGCUAUGGAAGCCGUCUCCUUUGCUGCCUGAGUGGAGCAUCGCUCACUGCCAGCAAGGCCAUCCUCCAGUACUUGGUGGAAGGAGCCCUCCAUCUCAGUAAAGCUGAGCUUUUUGGGGGAGUGUCUGAGCCUCCUUCUGUUGUGAAUGAUAACAUUCUGGAAGGAGCCAAACUCUCUCUACUGGACAUUAACCGGCGCUUUAUGACGGCAGUGAACUUCUCAGGCAGUGUGUGGUCAGUGUUCCAUGCUGGGGUGAUUGGCCGGGGCUUAAAGCCACCCCACACCUCCCACCACCGAGAACUGGAGGAGAUUUCCUACAACAUUCAGACCUUUGUUGGCUUAUUGCUGCAGUGUUGUGGAGUGGGGCGCUACAGCAAAGAGCCUGCCCAGCAUGUUGCUGUAAAUCCAGAGGCAGCAAAGACUGUGGCAGUCGUCCUCGUGGAGACCAUCUGCCCAGAUGUCACCAACAGUGAGCUGGCGUGGCCUCCUGAGGAGCACACGCGCAACACGGUGGAGCGGGACAUUCAAAUUGGGCGGUCUUUUCGGGACAAUCCCCUCCUCUUCCAACUGCUGCAUCUGGUGGCAGCUGGACGGCCAGCCUUGUGCUAUUGCUCAGUGCUGCUCCGUGGCCUCAUGGCAACUCUCAUGGCACACUGGGAAGCUUCACGAGAGAAUGACACCACCAGCUCCCCCUGGCAUUUGCAGGCCUCUUGUGACCUGGUGGCUUGCAUGGGGGAAGGUCACCUCCUCCCGACUGUCCUAAGUAACAUGCAUGAAAUCUUUGACCAACUGGCCCCUUUUGAAGUCCACCUCUUGCUGCUCAGUGUCUGGGACUACAUGCAUGACAACAGCCCCUUGCCACAGAAGUUCACCUUUGAUGCCAGCACUGGGCUCUUCUUCCGAGACUUUUCCAGAGAUACUGAUGUUGGCAAAUACCUUUGUGUUUUACACAGUGUCCUUCAUAAGAACAUUGAUCGUCUCGGACUUCUUUCAGGUCGAUUCCAUACCUAAGUGCUUCCUUACAGUUCCACCCAUAAGAAUUGGCUCUUUUCUACCAAUGUUAAUGCAUUUUUAAAACUCCUGGUUUGUUUACGCUAUGACAUUUAUUCAGGUUUGCCUCAAAACGGAGUGAUGCAGAGAUGGGAGGGAGGGCUUGCAGGUGGUCCCUGUGGCCCUUAUUUGCUAACAUAUGUUCUCUUGUGGAAAUAUAACCCCAAAUUGUGUCUGCAGUUCAGUACUGUAUAUGAAAGGCUCUUUGAAGUAGGGUUGAAAAUGAUGGAAAAUAGCAUAAUAUAAAUACGGUAAUGAGCAAUGAGAUUGGUUUAGCUUUUAAGAAAAAAUGCAACAUCUUGCAAGUUGGCAAGGCACCAGAUGAACGUAUACUCCGUACUGAAUGUUUUCAAUAAACCCAAACCUUUCUUAAAAUA
This is a messenger RNA of Sceloporus undulatus (fence lizard), 3385 nucleotides long. RefSeq names its product integrator complex subunit 5 (gene INTS5). NCBI's taxonomy places the organism in Eukaryota, Metazoa, Chordata, Lepidosauria, Squamata, Phrynosomatidae. Gene Ontology annotation, cellular component: integrator complex. Gene Ontology annotation, biological process: snRNA 3'-end processing. Bases 63 to 2969 code for a protein of 968 amino acids. The transcript is spliced from 2 exons. The record is from RefSeq and is a predicted model, not a curated record.